AUGACUGCUGCUCUUCAUCCGGUAGACCGAUACAGCGAUCGCACAUCUUCUUACCUGCAUUAUUCGACGAUAUUCGACUUCCGAGGCAUCAACUUCCCUAUGACGUUGGACCAGAUUGGGAGAUUUGAAAAGAUGAAUAAUCUCUCAAUCAACGUCUAUAGCGAGAACAAGGAAGUCAUUUUACCAGUCCGCGUGAGCAAGGAGAAAAAAGAGCGCCACAUCAACUUGCUGUACAUUGAAGACGUGUCGGGAUGUGGAAUUGGACACUUUGCGUGGAUCAAGAAUUUAUCCCGACUAGUCAACUCUCAACUUAAUACUGAUGGGCACAAGAAAUAUAUCUGUGAUCGAUGCCUGCAUUACUUUUCAACCAUCGAAAAGCUACAGUCUCAUGAGGUUGAUUGCGGCGUACUCAACGAUUGUGCUACCAACGCUGAUGAGAGGGAGAAAAAUAAGAGCCAACAUCAUCGUGUCUUCAGCGUUGGAUAUUAUGUCAAGUGCUCCUACGAUGAUUCGCUGUCGGGAUACCACGAACGAAGAGGUGAGGAUUGUGUGGAAUGGUUCGUAGAAGAACUUAAGCAAUUAGCUUUGCGGAUUUCUCAAUACAAGUCUCGAUAA
This is a messenger RNA of Venturia canescens, 615 nucleotides long. RefSeq lists its product as uncharacterized. The transcript is spliced from 4 exons. NCBI's taxonomy places the organism in Eukaryota, Metazoa, Arthropoda, Insecta, Hymenoptera, Ichneumonidae. Bases 1 to 615 code for a protein of 204 amino acids. The record is from RefSeq and is a predicted model, not a curated record.